This is a messenger RNA of Colletotrichum aenigma, 1008 nucleotides long. RefSeq names its product Septin-like protein spn2. Gene Ontology annotation, molecular function: GTPase activity; molecular adaptor activity; GTP binding. Lineage: Eukaryota; Fungi; Ascomycota; Sordariomycetes; Glomerellales; Glomerellaceae. The record is from RefSeq and is a predicted model, not a curated record. The transcript is spliced from 3 exons. Gene Ontology annotation, biological process: cytoskeleton-dependent cytokinesis. Bases 1 to 1008 code for a protein of 335 amino acids. Gene Ontology annotation, cellular component: cell division site; microtubule cytoskeleton; septin complex.
AUGGCGCAGCCCCAGACCAUCUACCCUCAGUCCCACGUCGGUUUCGACAGCAUCACGUCCCAGAUCGAGAAGAAGCUGUUGAAGCGUGGCUUCCAGUUCAAUGUCAUCUGCGUCGGCCAGACAGGUUUGGGCAAGUCCACCCUGAUCAACACCAUCUUCGCCUCCCACCUCAUCGACUCCAAGGGUCGCAUGAUGCCCGAUGAGCCCGUCCGCUCCACCACCGAGAUCCAGGCCGUGUCUCACAUGAUCGAGGAGAACGGCGUCCGUCUGCGCCUCAACAUUGUCGACACCCCCGGUUACGGAGACCUGGUCAACAACGACCGCUGCUGGGACCCCAUUGUCAAGUACAUCAAGGAUCAACACUCCGCGUACUUGCGCAAGGAGCUCACCGCCCAGCGUGAGCGCUAUAUUCAGGACACCCGCAUCCACUGCUGCCUCUUCUUCAUCCAGCCCUCAGGCCACUCCCUGAAGCCCAUUGAUAUCGUCGUCCUGAAGAAGCUCUCCGAUGUCGUCAACGUCGUUCCCGUUAUUGCCAAGUCCGACACCCUCACCCUCGAGGAGCGCCAGGAGUUCAAGGAGCGCAUCAAGGAGGAGUUCGCCUUCCACAACCUCAAGAUGUACCCCUACGACAACGAUGAGUUUGAUGAGGAGGAGCGUGGUCUCAACACUCAGAUCAAGGACCUGGUCCCCUUCGCUGUUGUUGGCUCCGAGAAGUCCAUCAUCGUCAACGGCAAGCAGGUCCGUGGCCGCCAGAACCGCUGGGGCGUGAUCAACGUCGAGGACGAGAACCACUGCGAGUUCACCUAUCUGAGAAACUUCCUGCUCCGCACCCAUCUCCAGGACCUCAUUGAGACCACAUCUCAGAUCCACUACGAGACUUUCCGUGCCAAGCAGCUUCUGGCCCUGAAGGAGAGCAGCGCACACGGCGGUGGCAGCAGACCCAUCAGCCCUGCCGCCGACCGGGAAAUCAGCCGGAGCUCGCAACGAAUGACCAUGAACGGAUACUAG